GAUAUCAAAUGUACAUUGACAGAUGUGAAAAAGAAACCAGACCAUCAUUAUGCAACGCAGAAAGUAGAUGAUCAAUGCCAAGGGUCAUUCUGUUCAACCUCUACACAAAACCAUAUAUAUAAUCCCUUUCUUUUGCUUGCUUAAUUAUACAAGCACAUAAUCGAUCAACUUCAAUUAGAUGGAACAACUCACAAACACUAACAAUAAUACUCCACCAAUUGUGAGAAGUGAUCAAAACAAUGAAGAAAGAUCAAUUGGAGCGAUUCUUCCGAAAUACAUGAUCACAUUCUCUCCCGGUGUUGAUCUUUACUUGUACCAAGGUUUCUGGUGCCCUUCAAGUCUCCUCCACAAUGUCAUAAAUUUUCAACAAAACUUCGAAGCUCGAAAAACUGAUAUCAAGGAAAAUGGUAUACUCGAGAUUAAGAAAUUGGCUGAGUUCUUAGGGUGUGAGUUUUCCUUGGAGGAGGAAAAACAAGGGAUUAUAGAUGAGAUUUUGCAGCUAUGUAGCCUUAAUAAUUUGAAGGAAUUGGAGGUUAAUAAGACUGGGAAAUUCAUGUCAAAAUUUGAUAAUAAGGUGUUUUUUAGGAAAGGUGAGGUGGGUGAUUGGGUUAAUCAUUUAAGCCCGAUUAUGGUUGACAGAUUGGAACAAGUGAUGAACGACAAGUUUUCUGAUUCUGGCUUGGAAUUCAAAAUUCGUCCAUAAAGUUAUUCACAAUUACUAUUCAUCUUGUAUCUUUAAUUGCUUACUUAGUUGAAUCACUUCCUUCUGUGAUAUAUAUUGUUCGAUCACAUUUACUAUUCAUGUUAUAUUUUUAAUUGCUUACAAGUUUGUCUUGUACACUAAAUUGUAAUGCAUUCGUUGUAAACAUUUUAAGCUUGUUAUUUUAUGCCUUUACUAGACGUUUUGAUUUUAUUUUCAAAUUUCAUCUUGUCAACAAUCUUUGGUGAGAGAUUGUUGACCCUAAAGUUUUGAUGAUGACAAAGCAAACUCCUGACAAUUGGUUAAGUUAUGUUGCAUAAUAGGUUCCGAGAUCCUUAGAGGGAUAAUGCUAAGUUAAGGAGAUCCUGAGUUGGAUAAACUAAGCAACGUGGAAUAUAAGCAAGUAAUUGAUCCAUGUCAGACACUACAUUGAAGAAAUAAUCAUUAAGCAAGGCGAGAUCCUUAGGCGAGUUCCUAAGGCGAGAUCCUCAUAUAUUAUGUGGAUCCUCGGCGUUCCAGAGAAGGAACAAAUUGGGAAGUCUUCGAGUGAAGCUUCUAAAGGUGCAACAUGAAGACUACAACAUAUGAGUUUAUGUUUUAGGAUUUAUGUAAGUAUUUAAUAAAGUUUAUAAGUAAUUUGGUAUGAAAGGGACAUAGUAUUUUGGUACGUUUUAAAUGAAAUAUGUUAACUGUAAUUAUAAAAGAGUUUUAACUUGGAAAAUCUUUUUAAUAAAUAAAAUGUAUUUAAUUAAUAAAUGAAACAUAGGAUUCUGAUUUAUUCUCCUUGUUUCUCAAGUAAAAGUUUUUCCACGUUCCUUGAAACUCUCCCCACGUAUUUCUGUUCAACGUACAUUUAGUGUUUUGAUUUGGUCUCCCUUGUUUCUCUCCAACUAUGCCCAUGUUACUGAGCAGUAACUGUUAGUGGGUAGUUGAGGAGAACAUGGGUACCAAACCCUAAGUAGAACUCUCCUAUAAAAGGAGAAGAGUUUUAGCUUUUCAAAACACAACUGAUCUUUGCAAAAUAUAUCUUAAGAGCUUAAACGUUUUAAAAGAGAAUCAGUUUUCAAAAGAGUGUCCCUUGAGUUCCUUAUUACUUUGAGCUUUAUUACGUACUAGAGUUUUAUAUCAAAUUGUAUUUUGGGUUUAAGGGUUGAGUGAUCCUUAAUUGACUUAGAGUUAAGUCAAAGAGAAACAGAGCGACUUAGAGUUAAGUCAAAGAGAAAAGGAGCGACUUAGAGUUAAGUCAGAGAGAGAAAGAGGAGCACAGUAAUCAAAGGGG
Spinacia oleracea (spinach) is the source of this 1979-nucleotide messenger RNA. RefSeq names its product cytosolic sulfotransferase 5-like. The transcript has a single exon. Gene Ontology annotation, molecular function: sulfotransferase activity. Bases 179 to 703 code for a protein of 174 amino acids. The record is from RefSeq and is a predicted model, not a curated record. Lineage: Eukaryota; Viridiplantae; Streptophyta; Magnoliopsida; Caryophyllales; Amaranthaceae.